CCAGCCUCUAAAAAACGAUAGAUGGAACCGAAAUAAGGAUACUAAACACACGCUAUAUAUAGCUUGCAUGCAAAGUUGGGCUUUAUCAGACGCAUAAUAGACGGACAUCAAUGUGUAUCACAUGAAAUACGUUAAAAUGUUUCUGGAAUUAGAUACCGAUAAAUGUAGGACUUUUUAAUUCUUCAACGAUGAAUUAAAAUGGUGUGAUAAAACAUGAUACUAACAUGUUUUUAGAGUUAGCAGUGAUUGGUACGAUAAACUGACUGUGUAAUAUUCCACGUUGUAGAACAGAAUUACUACCAUCUAUGAUCAGAGUUCUAGAAAGAACAUUGUAUAUCGAUUGCAGCUUUCUGCUUUAAUCUAGAUAGAUAAAAUUAUCGGACUACGCACAUAUAGAUAUGUAACUUUGAAGUUACACAACAUUAACGAAACUAGAGGAUCUUUAUGUAACAUAUUCGUCUAAAAUAUAAAACAUAGAAUUCGAAUAUUAGGAUUCCAUUAUUUUCUAACUAAUGAAAAUAUGGAAAAAUUACAAAAAAUAUAUAAUAAUAAUAAUAAACAGAAAAAUAAUAUCAAUGCAACUUUGUGAUUAAUGAUUAUUCAAAAACUGUAUCUUUUCACUAAUUUCGUUAUAUCCGUGAAAGAAAAGAGAUCAAGAUUAUCUAGAGAACAAAAUAAUUCGUUUUAUAAGGAUCUCUUUUAUUCGUAGGAUGCAAAAGAGCCUCGACUUGAGGGGCUCGGCUCGGCGUCGAAAACACUGCCUCCCGGUUCUAAAAUCGUUGCGAAAGAUCGUUGAUCCUCACUGGCGACCUUCACGAAGAUACAAGAAAGGUCGUACCCGGACGUUCUCAAAUUUUUCCUAAAACCCGUCUCCGCGGUUUUUCUAAGUAUCGGCUCCCUCUCGUUGAUCGUCACAAAGACGUGUACACGAGAAAAGAGGCAGAGGAGAAGUCACAGAACAGAAAGGAGAGGGAAAGAUCGCGAUGGCCUCGACGUGCCAGCUCCGCCUCGCGAGGCUCGCAGCCACCAAGUGAAAGUAGGAUUUUGCUUUCUACCCGUGGCCAGUGACAAACGCGCCGUGCUCGCGAACUCGUCUCUUUUCUUCUGCGAGGAUGUGUCCGCUCGUCGUUGCUCGAUAAAUCAACGGGCACAGACACAACGUGACGAAAAAGGUUGGCGAAUUUCAGCGUUGUUACGAUGACAGUGUUGCACUGACAGUCGGGCGAACUGCCUCGAAAUCGUGCCGAUACGAAAAAGUGCGCGGUGUGAACAAGUGACCAGGAGAGGAUGUCGAGACACAAAACGAACGAUAACCGUUUCGUCAACAUGAUUCUGACGUUUCUAAUUCUCGGCUACGCCUUCGUGCCAACGAACUGUCAACAAGGAUCGGCCGAAUCGUGGGACAAAUUAUCGCGUCUGAUACCAACGAAUUCGGUGUACGAACAACAGGACAAGAAUGCAUCUCCUGUCAAUAAUCCAGCGGACACGCUAUUACGCUCCUUGGACGAAAACAAUGUCAUGGAGACAUCAAAAACGAUUGGAAAGAAAAACAAUCACGAAGAGGAAGUAGACGAGGAAGUUUACGAAGACGAGUACGAAGUUGAAAGCGACCCAAAAACGGAACAUGAAACUUUGAAGCUUCCUAAAAUCACCGAUUCCACUAACGCAAAGUACGAAAGAGCUCCGUCAGAGUUAACCGCUCAGACGGAAGACAUGUCCAGAGACGAAGAUUAUGUGGAAGACCCUUCGACGAGUCAGUACGACACGUACAAUUACUAUAACGAUGAUUACUCGAGUCCUAAUCGGUCGCGAUACCGAGCCGCAGAGGACGAACACGCUCGCGACUAUUCGGAUGCAGAGGAAGAAGAAGCGGAGCCGGAGGAACAUGGAGAACAAAAAGGAGGAGAAGAAGAUGAAGAAGAAGAAGAAGAAGAAGAAGAUGGGAAGAAACCACAGGACAACGACUAUGAUACGUCAGAGGAAGAGGAAGAAUAUUUCGAUUCUCAUCACGUUGCGAACGUAAACGAUUCUUCGUCCGACCUGUUCGAAGAAAAGGAUCUAGACACGCCAAUUUCAACGACCAACAACGAGGAGGGUUCCUCGAUGGAAGGUAGCGACAAAACUUUUGCUUUUCUCGGACCACCGGAGUCGAGAAUAAAUUCCUCCGCUGAUAGUUCCAUCUUGAUCGGAGGAGCCAUAGUGUCGGUAGUAACGACGAAAAGCGUCGUCAAUGGCACGAUUUCCGUUCCAACCACAUCCUCCCCGACUACUACCGAACAAGUUGCCGCACCACCCUCUUCCACUUCUAUGGUAAUCACGGAACAACCUGUGACAGCGAUAACAACCGAGGAUACGUCUCGAAUAUUAGCUUCAGUUCAAACGAGUCGUAGCAUAUCUGGCGCUCGAUUCUUGCCGUUUCCUGUAAUAGAUCGUAUCGAACCGAUCGGCCAUAGCAGCGAGAAGAAAACUUCGCCACCUCCAGAGUCCACGGAAAGCAUUAUCGAUAAAUUGGACAGGGUACAGUCGGAAUUGUCCAGCGGUUUUCUCGCCGGUGGCUUCCGAACUGCCGGCAAUUCCCUUCAGUUGGACGUUUUGAACGAAAGAGACAGGAAUAAUCGCAGAAGGUAUACUACUACCGCUAAGACGCCGAUCAUUAGCAAGUUUGUGCCGCGAAGAUACAACGAUAAGAGAAACGAUCAUGCUACGCCGAAGCCGAAGAUCGAAACGACGCUCGAUAGUUUGGAAGGGUUGUUACCGCGUGAUUACGUUACGAGGAGUUCGUCGACGGUGUCGACGCUUUCCAAGACUGGAUUCAGAUGGCCGACAAAGAGCACAACUAGCACAACAGCAGAACCAACCACGACUCAACUCGCGUCAACUGCAUCCAUUGCCAUGGCGAAAAAACCUAAAACCAACGUGAUUGUUCAAGACAUAAGUGCCUUCUUACCACCCGGAUACAAAUUGAAGAAAGAGGACUCGACUGUUACAGAAAGCUCCCUGUUGAAGGAUAUCCUGGCGAAAUCUAAGGUCGAUAUAUCGUCGUUGUUACCAGCGGAUUAUAACAAAAAGAGAAACGAGGAUGAGACGACAACAAUGACGACAACAGCGAAAAGUAUAGGCGUUUCGUCAGAGAAAUCACCAGCUGAGAAAACGAUUCAGGAUUUGUUCGCUAAAUCCAAAGUUGACAUUUCUUCCUUGUUGCCACGUGAUUACGAACAGAAGAGGAAGAAUCUUAUUUCAGAGCCGGGAGACGUUCAUACUGAGAAUUUUACCGAAUCCAAUGUUUCUGUGACAACAGAAUCUACUUCGUCCACAACGAAGAAAUCCGCUGGUUUGAAACUCGUGUUUCCUAGCAGGCCUGGCGGACGGAAAGCAAUUAAUAAAAUCACCACGCCACCCAGUCCUCGAGGUGAAGGACCUGGCACGGUUACGCCGAAAAUACACAGAGGAUGGCCGAUCAGAGUUACCACAGAAUUUACCGGCUGGCCUAGUUCGUCCACUACUCCGAUCUCGAUAGAAAAGAUACUGGAAGCUGCCCGAACCGCAACGAUUUCGUCUGCGUCACUAAUCCCGAUAACCGAAGCAACGUCGAGCACUACGACAACGUCGACUACGACGACAACGCCUCGACCAACCACACCAGGAAUUUGUGAGCAAGAUUGCGAAGUCGCUGGAACUAUAAAGAUAAUUGGUAAUACAAGCUGGGUACCGGAAUUACUUGAUCGAAAUACUCAAGAAUGGCAGAAACUCGCCAGUGAAAUUGAGCGAGAGAUGAACUUCAUAUUCUCAAAAUCUGCUGUCCUAGCAAAAUGGUAUAAAAAGAUCAGAAUCGAUUCAUUCAGCGAGGGUAGUAUUUUGGUAGAUUAUUUUGUUGAAUUGGCCAACGUGGAGCAAGAUGUUAAUACGCAGGAAUUGAAAGUUAUUUUCCACGAUUCGUUACGGACUUAUAACGCAAACAGGUGGAACGAAACUAAAACGAAGAGUUCGAUCAAGCUUGGAUCGUUUACAAUCGAUCCGAAAUAUACGGAUUUUGUAGUGAUACCUAAAGUGACAACUCCCCAAUACACUGAAGAAGACGAUAGGUUAGUUCCACAAUGGGCAAUUGCUGUAAUCGUAAUUGGUGUUGGUGGAUUGGUCUUUAUCAUCAUAUUUGGUGUCUCUGUGUUAAUAAAUCGUCAUAAUGCUUCGAAAUUGAAACCAUCUAUAUCUACAAUUUACGAAGAAGAAGUAGCAAAGAAUAUUACAGCUCAUAGAUCUAGUGAUUACUCAAAACCGGUACAUACGAUUUGGACUGACCCAGACGUUUCUUGGAAUGACAAGUCUUUCGAAUCGACCUCCAACAAGAUUCUUGUCGAAAAAUCUUUUCAAGACAAUAAGAAAUAUAACAUGUACGAUAGUUGGAGAUCGCAGUGGAACGGUUAUUAUUACAACGGGUCUCAUACUAGCAGUAAAUAUGGCGGUUACGAUAGUACAACGAAUUUAUCAAGUCGUCAUCAUCCUGAUUACGAUACAAAUUUCUAAAUUUUACGGUAAUAAAGUAAAAUUUCUAUCAA
Messenger RNA from Bombus huntii, 4553 nucleotides. RefSeq names its product mucin-5AC. The transcript has 10 exons. Lineage: Eukaryota; Metazoa; Arthropoda; Insecta; Hymenoptera; Apidae. The record is from RefSeq and is a predicted model, not a curated record. Bases 1288 to 4521 code for a protein of 1077 amino acids.